AUGGUCAGUGGCAACAAAGAUCCAAGCGACCCUAAGAAAAUACCGCCGCAGAAUCGUGAAAAGAAGACCAACAAUUACAAACGGGCAAAUAUUGUGUCCCGAGCAUGGUUCAUCUGGAUGAUGCCAACGUUUUGGCGCGGCUACAAAAGAGACCUCUACGAUUCCGAUCUCACGAAACCCAAAGAUAGUCAUUUAUCGGAUAAACUCGGCGAUCGUUUGGAAAAGACAUGGUUGGAAGAAAUAGCUUUAGCAAACAAGCAGUGCCGGAAACCAUCGCUUCUCCGCGCGAUGACUAAGACGUUCUGGUUAAGUUACGCACCUUCCGGCAUCAUGUUUUUCAUCCAAGCAGUCAUUCUCAAGCCCUUCCAACCAGUCGCGCUGAGCAUGUUGUUGUCAUACUGGGAGCCGGGUUCAAACAUGUCUCGCGAGCAGGCGAUUUAUUGCGCAGCGGGCGUUAUUCUGAUGUCAUUACUUAUAGCUUUUCUCAAUCACCACGGUACUUACUCUACCCAGCAGUUUGGCAUGAAAGUCCGUAUCGCUGCAUGUUCACUUAUUUAUAGAAAGGUGAUGCGUAUGAGCUCCGGUGCCCUGGCGCAGACAACGGCUGGUCAAGUUGUAAACCUUCUGUCGAACGACGUCAACCGCUUUGACUAUGCAUUUAUCUACACACAUUUCAUCUGGAUCUUGCCAAUACAAGUCAUCGUGGUGUGCUAUCUUAUCUACGUGAAGAUUGGUUAUGCUGCCGUCAUUGGCGUUGUUGGCAUAGUAUUGCAAACUUUGCCCGUGCAAUCUUACAUGAGCAAACUGGCAGCGCAUUUGAGAAUGAAGACUGCAAUUAGAACAGACGAGCGUGUGCGCAUUAUGGAUGAAAUAAUUAAUGGGAUGCAGGUCAUUAAAAUGUAUGCAUGGGAGAAACCAUUCGAAAAAGUAGUGGCCUUAGCUCGAAAAAACGAGAUCAAGUGCAUUACAUCUGCAUCGUAUCUUCGUGGAGUCUACCUCAGCUUUAUGGUGUUCACGGAACGUCUAACGCUUUACACUACAUUACUGUCUUACUCUUUACUCGGCUAUCAAGUUACUGCUGAUAUUGUAUUUCCACUGGCGCAAUUUUACAAUACACUUCAAGGAACUCUCUCAUUUAUUAUGUCAAAUGCCGUGUCAUUUUUGGCGGAAGCGCUAAUAUCAGUGCAACGCCUCGAAGCUUUAUUGUUAUUUGAAUUUACUUCAAAGAUAACUACGGCUUUAGCUUUCGAGGAUUUUGGCAUUGUUCUUCAGGGACCAGAAUAUCGACAUAAUUUAAAAAAUACUGCGUUCCCGAUGGCACAAAUGUUCAACCUUCUUCAAGCAACUUUAGCCAUCCACUUGCCGACCACACUUUCACAGUCAAUGGAAGCUUAUACAUCUAUUAUUCGUAUACAGACUCUUUUACUAUUGGAUGAACGUGAAGAUCUUCGAAGCGUUCCAGACGUAGAUAUUAUUAAACUGUUACAACGAGUCGAGAACAAGAAAAAUAAAAAUUUGAGUGAAAUAGAUCUUUGCCCCGAUAGAUUUAAUAAGAUCGAUGAAGAAGGCAUUUAUAAUCCAGGUUUCGAAUGCACCGAGAAAGGAUUAAUGAGUCAAGCGCUAGCCACAUUACCUGCGAGCCCAGACGUGGGUAUUCUUCUACAAAAUGUUAGUGCCAGUUGGACCGAGGGAGGACCAGUGACUUUACGUAAUAUAAACCUAACCAUACCUAAAGGAAAGCUUUGCGCCAUUAUAGGAUCUGUUGGCUCUGGAAAGAGCUCCAUACUUCACCUCCUUCUAAAUGAGCUACGUUGUACAAGGGGCCGUAUUUAUUUAUCAGGACCUUUAUCAUAUGCAUGCCAAGAACCGUGGCUAUUUGUGGCCACGGUACGCCAAAACAUUCUGUUUGGCUUGCCAUAUAAUCCUAAAAAAUAUAAAGAGGUUGUUAAAGUUUGUGCUUUACAAAAAGAUUUCCAGCAAUUUCCACAUGGUGACCAGACAUUGGUUGGUGAAAGAGGCACUUCCCUUUCGGGUGGGCAAAGAGCACGAAUUAAUCUUGCUAGAGCGGUCUACAGACAGGCCGAUAUAUAUCUGUUGGAUGAUCCACUGUCUGCAGUGGACGCACACGUGGGCAAGCAGCUAUUCAACGAGUGCAUUAGCGGUUACCUUCGACACACAACACGAAUACUCGUAACCCACCAACUGCACUACCUCAGAGCUGCCGACUACAUUGUCAUCGUCAAUAACGGUUCUGUAGAAGCUCAAGGGAAGUACGACGAGCUGAUUACUUCAGGAAAGGAUUUCGCUAAGCUAUUGUUUUCAACUCAUGAUGAAAACGAUACUAGUGUUAAUGACAAACCUACUACUUUGGUUCGUCGCACGUCUGCCAGACUUUCAACAACCCGUCGCCCAUCAAUAGCGGAAUCAAUUGGUUUCGAGAGUCCUGCUCAGGAAAUGGAAGAAGAGCGUGAGUCCGGCUCCAUGGGAUGGCAUGUCUACGGGGCUUUCUUAAGCGCCGGUGGAAAGACUCCCAGACUAAUAUUUAUGAUCCUACUUCUGAUUAUUGGGCAGUUGUCCGCAACAUUAUGCGAUUACUGGGUCACAUUCUGGACAAAUGAAGUUACCCGGCUUAAAGAAAGGGAAUCCAACAGUACUAUGAAAGACUAUGACCGACUACCAGCGGCGACAAAUAGCACUUUCAGUAUUUUGGGCUAUUUCACUGGAAUCGAAACACAAGCAGAUUUGAAUAUUCACGCAUACAUUGGACCACUAAACACGUCUCAGUACCUAUAUGUGUACUCAGCCUUAAUCCUUUGCUGUAUUUUCUUUAUUACGGCGCGUGCUUUCGUGUUCUUCAAGGUUUGCAUGUCAGCAUCUCGCAAUCUUCACAACGAUAUUUUCCACUCCAUGCUCCGUGGUGUCAUGCGUUUCUUUGAUACCAACUCUUCAGGACGGAUAUUAAAUCGUUUUUCAAAGGAUAUGGGUGCAUUAGAUGAACUAUUGCCGCGUUUCUUACUAGAAUGUAUUCAAAUCUAUCUGGUGAUGUUUAGUAUCUUAGCUCUUAACGCAGCUGCUUUAGUUUGGACGCUUCUACCAACAACUAUUAUCUUACUUUUGUUCUACACAAUCCUACAAAUUUAUUUAAAAUCUGCUCAAUCAAUUAAACGAUUGGAAGGAACAACGCGAAGUCCAGUAUUUUCUCAUCUGUCUGCAACACUAAACGGUAUUAGCACUAUUCGGUCUGCUGGAGCACAGCAAAGAUUAAUUCAAGAAUUUGAUCGCUUCCAGGAUAUUCACACAUCAACAUGGAGCAGUUACUUAGCUAGUGGGGUCACACUCGGAUUUUGGCUUGACUUCAUUUGCGUAUUGUACCUGACUAUUGUUAUUGUGGCGUUCCUCGUUAUUGAUAGUAAAACCGUUUUCUCUGGAAACGUGGGACUGGCCAUUUCACAAACACUCAUUCUGACUGGAAUGCUUCAAUUCGGUGUACGUCAGACCGCCGAGGUCAUUUCACAAAUGACCAGUGUUGAGCGAAUUCUGCAAUACACGAACAUUGAACGGGAACCACAAUGGGAAAAAGGAGCGAUAGAAACUCCAAAGGAUUGGCCGUGGCAAGGGCGCAUCGAAUUUCGUAAUUGUUACAUGAAAUACACACCCGAGGACUUGCCUGUUCUCAAAAACCUUAACGUAGUUAUUGAAAGCGGCUGGAAGGUGGGCAUAGUGGGACGGACAGGCGCUGGCAAAUCAUCUCUAAUAUCAUCCUUAUUCCGGCUUGCAAUUGUUGAAGGUGAAGUCCUUAUAGACGGCGUUGACACAUCUCAACUCUCGUUACAGGAAUUACGGUCAAAAAUAUCUAUAAUACCACAAGAACCAGUGCUUUUCUCAGCAACAGUACGAUAUAAUUUGGAUCCGUUUAACAAUUAUGAGGACGAACAAUUGUGGAAAGCCCUAGAAGGCGUCGAUUUGAAAGCAGCCAUCCCAGCGCUAGAUUUCAAAGUAUCUGAAGGUGGAUCUAAUUUCUCCUUAGGACAACGGCAGUUAAUGUGCCUUGCACGUGCCAUUUUGCGUGGAAAUCGUAUUCUCGUGCUUGACGAGGCCACUGCAAACGUAGAUCCCAAAACGGAUGAAUUUAUUCAAAAGACUAUUAGGAGAAAAUUCGCCGACUGCACGGUGUUGACCGUUGCGCAUCGUCUAAAUACAAUAAUGGAUUCAGACAGGGUUAUGGUAAUGGAUUCCGGACGAUUAGUAGAAUUUGAUCACCCAUACCAUUUACUUAAAAAUCCCGAGGGAUACUUUACAAAGAUGGUGAAAGAAACGAACGAUAAAGUAUCUGCACAGCUUUUCGAAAUUGCAAAGAAAACUUUCUUGGACAGUGGUGGAAUAAUAGAAUAA
Messenger RNA from Parnassius apollo (apollo), 4392 nucleotides. The record is from the annotation of a GenBank genome assembly. Lineage: Eukaryota; Metazoa; Arthropoda; Insecta; Lepidoptera; Papilionidae.